Messenger RNA from Nelumbo nucifera (sacred lotus), 1383 nucleotides. The record is from RefSeq and is a predicted model, not a curated record. Lineage: Eukaryota; Viridiplantae; Streptophyta; Magnoliopsida; Proteales; Nelumbonaceae.
UAUGAUUUCUGUGUUUCUCUUGAAGAUCCAAUUAAACUUCUUGGCAUAUUUAUAUGCCAAUUUACAUUAUUAAAGUUCUUUUCCAGUAUGACACAACAUUGAAAUUUCAGGUUCCAAUAAUAGGGCUGGUUAUGGGCGAAAGAGGUUUGAUGUCACGGAUACUUUGCCCCAAGUUUGGUGGAUAUCUCACUUUUGGUACACUUGAGGCUGGAAAAAUAUCAGCUCCUGGGCAGCCAACAAUCAAAGAUUUGUUGGACUUAUACAACUUCAGACAGUUGGGACCUGAUACAAAAAUAUAUGGACUUCUUGGGAAGCCUGUGAGUCACAGCAAAGGGCCUUUUCUGUUCAAUGCAGCAUUUAAGGCGGCCAGUUUUAACGGUGUUUAUAUGCCCUUAUUGGUAGAUGAUGUUGCAAAAUUUUUUGAUGUCUACUCUUCCCCUGAUUUUUUCGGAUUCAGUUGUACAAUUCCUCACAAAGAAGAUGCACUUAAACGCUGUGAUGAGGUUCAUCCAGUUGCCAAGUCCAUAGGAGCUGUUAAUACGAUUAUUAGGAGAUCAAAUGAUGGAAAAUUAUCUGGUUACAAUACUGACUAUGCUGGUGCUAUUUCAGCUAUUGAGGAUGGACUAAGAGGUUUACAUGAUAUGCACAAUACAAUUGCUUCACCUUUAGCUGGAAAACUCUUCAUAGUCAUUGGAGCAGGCGGUGCUGGUAAGGCACUUGCCUAUGGUGCAAAAGAAAAGGGAGCAAGAGUUGUAAUUGCCAAUCGCACUUACAGUCGAGCCAAAGAACUUGCUGAUAUGGUUGGAGGAGAUGCCUUGUCUCUUGAUGAACUAGGUGAUUUCCAUCCAGAGAAUGGGAUGAUCCUUGCAAAUACAACAUCUAUUGGAAUGCAGCCAAAAGUUGACGAGACACCUAUACCUAAGAAAGCUCUGAGCUCCUACUCCCUAGUUUUUGAUGCUGUUUACACACCAAAAAUCACCAGGCUCCUACGGGAAGCAGAAGAAUCUGGAGUAACUAUUGUUACUGGGCUGGAGAUGUUCAUCAGGCAGGCAUAUGAACAAUAUGAAAAAUUCACUGGGUUGCCUGCACCGAAGCAACUAUUUAGAGAAAUCAUGGCAACAUAUGCCUGAAGGAGUUCUGUUUGUUUUACCCAUUACGAGCCUGCAGCACACCCCUAUUCAAGUUGCAGUUGCCUAACUUGAUUUCUGGUUGUACAAGAACUGUUUAUUUUGUUGUACCAUCCAAUUUAUCAUUUCAGUUAUUAUUUGGGGAAUGACCAUUUUUCAUAUCAUCUUAUGAAAUAAUGUUUGGGAAAUGAGCCCGUUUCAUUGUUGUUAUCGAAAGGAGAACCAAUUAGAUCUGUAACCACUUCAUUCUAUGAAA